AUGGCAGACUAUGAUAUGUUUGAUAUGAUGUCUGACCUCUUGACAGAGGCUCAAGCACAAGGACAAUCACAAAAACAGAAUGUUCAAGAUUCAUAUCUAGUCGCUCAACCAAGCAAUAGUAGACAAAGAAGACAAGAAAGACAACAACAACAACAACAAGUACCAGCAGCAGGACAAGAAGAAGAAGAUGACGAUGAAAAUAAUGAUAUCGAUGAUGACUUGUAUGAAGAUAAAGCAAAGAGUAAAAGACAAAAGAAAAAGGAACAAGAUAGACAAGAGGAAAGAGAAAAACAACAAUAUGAACGAUACGAUCCCAACGCUCCAAAGAAAAGAAAGUAUCAAGAUGAAGGUGAAGAAGAAGAACAACAAGUAGAAGGAGAAGAAGGAGAAGAAGAAGAAGAAGAACAAGUAGUUAAAAAGAAAAAGGUUGUACCUGAAAUCAUAUUCCCAGCGGAUGUUAGAUUAUUCCUCGGAGGAUUAUCUCUUACUGUCAGUCAAAAUGAUUUAGAUUCGUUAUUUAAAUCAUCGGUUAAAGAUUGCGAGGUUCGUAACCUUGAAUUUGUACAUGAUGCCAUCAAAGGUCAUUACAAAGGUUUUGCCUAUUCAACCGUUUAUUUUGUUGAUAAACCUUCUUUAUUAAAAAUAUUUAAUGAUUUAAAUCAAACAAAAUGGAAAGGAUCAAUGAUUACAAUUCAAAAAGCAAGAGAGAAUUAUCAAGACAAAUUAAAGAAAAUACAUGAAGAAAUUGCACAAGAUGAAUUAAAGGAAAAGGAAUUGGAAGAGGAAAGAAUGAGAAUAGAGGAAGAGGAUUUUAUCAAGAGAAGAAAUGAAGAUGCUGCUAUGAUGCAAAGCAAGAGAAGAGUAACAAACAAAAUCCUCCAUUCCUAUUUGGACAAGAUCAAGAGAAUGGCUCAAGAAUACUAUCGUGACAAUCCAAUUGCUCCAGGUAAAUUCUACUUUGACGACAAGAAACAACUCCAAAGAAAGAAAACAUCAGUCCUCGACGCUUUAUUGGAGGAUGAAGACGAAACCAACAACUAUACAUCAAACAAGGCUGUUUCAUUUGAUGAUCAACAAGAUGGUGACUAUGAUUAUAAUGAACAAGAUCAAUAUUAUAAUAAUGGUCAAGACAAUAGUUAUUAUAAUAACGGAUAUUAUCAAGAUCAAUAUGGACAAGGAGAAGAUCAAUAUUAUAAUAAUGGUCAAGAAGAAGAAGAAGGAGCAGGAGGAGAAGAUUUUGAAAUCAAAAAGAUGACUAGUGAGGAAGGUGAAAGAAAGAGACAAGAAGCCUUUAAAAAGAGAAGAAUUGAAAUGCAAAAGGCUUCAAAGGCUAAUAUAUACAUUACUCACAAGGAAGAGGAUCUUGUAACAUUUAGUGAUGAUGAAGAUGGUAAUCCUAAAGUAAAACAACAAGAUCUACAACAAUAUUAUGAAGAUGAUUAUAAUGGAUAUGAUAAUAAUAACAAUGGUUAUAAUGGUUAUAAUGGUUAUGAUAAUAAUGGAUAUGAUAAUAAGAAAAAUAAUAGAAGAAAUGAUAAAUAUCAAAAUAAUUAUGAAAAUUAUGAUAACAAUAAUAAUAACGGAUAUGGAGAUGAAAGUAAUAAUAAUGGAUAUGAUAAUAAUUACAACGGAUAUGAUAACAAUAACAAUAAUGGAUAUGGUAAUGAUCAAUAUUCAAAUGAUAAUAAUAACGGAUAUGAUAACAACAACAACAAUAAUAAUAGAUUUGGUAAAAAGAAUGAUAGAUUUAAUAAUAAUAAUUAUGAUAAUAAUGGAUAUGAUCAACAACAAGAACAACAACAACCAUAUGGUCAAAAGAAUAAUAGAUCCAAUAAUAGAAAUAAUAAUUAUCAACAACAACAACAACAAGUUGUACCAGUUGCAAGACCAUGGGUUAAAAUCCAAAGAUAUGAUCCAAAUUGUACAAAGAGUCAAUCAUUUGUUGUCCUUCGUUCUAAAAAGGAUAAUAGUAUUAUUCAACCAGCUCAACCUGCACAACCUGCCCAACCAGCAAGACCAAAACAACCAGAUUUCAGUAGUGAAUAUGAAAUCAAUGAAGAUGAAGCCAAUAAUGAUGAUGACGCUGGAUUGACACCCAAACAAUUAAGACAAAAACAACAAAGACAAGAACACAAACUACAUAAACAACAUCAACAACAAGAACAAGAACCACAACAAAAAGAAGAAACAGCUGCACCAAAAGAAGAAAAGAAAAAGGAAAUUGAAAAUCCACUUGCAGCCAUCAAAGUCAUGUCAUCUUGGAAAUCAUUAUUUGCCAAGAAACCAGCAGUAGUCGAACAAGAACAACAAGAGGAAAAACCAACCACCACAACAUUGGCUGAUGAAAUUGAACGUCCAGUUGGAGGAUUCAAUAUCUUUUCAUUAUUUGGUAUUAAAAAGGAUGAAGAACCAACUCCUUCUUCUACUACUACAACUGCCACUGCUUCAACUACUACCACCACAUCAAGGAAACCAAAGAAAUCAUUCUUUGAAUAA
Molecule: messenger RNA, 2496 nt
Organism: Cavenderia fasciculata
Lineage: Eukaryota; Evosea; Eumycetozoa; Acytosteliales; Cavenderiaceae
Exons: 3
Coding region: 1-2496 (831 amino acids)
Cellular component (GO): nucleus
Molecular function (GO): RNA binding
Source: RefSeq, a predicted model, not a curated record